Fopius arisanus is the source of this 1424-nucleotide messenger RNA. RefSeq names its product odorant receptor 67c-like. Gene Ontology annotation, cellular component: plasma membrane. Gene Ontology annotation, molecular function: odorant binding; olfactory receptor activity. Gene Ontology annotation, biological process: sensory perception of smell; detection of chemical stimulus involved in sensory perception of smell. The record is from RefSeq and is a predicted model, not a curated record. Lineage: Eukaryota; Metazoa; Arthropoda; Insecta; Hymenoptera; Braconidae. The transcript is spliced from 6 exons. The coding region runs from base 153 to 1424 and encodes 423 amino acids.
UAAUGAAUUUUUCUUUUUUUUUUUAUUUUUUCGUUCUCGAAACGGAAAGGGCGCUCAAAUAUUGUGUUAAGAGGUUUAGAAAUGGUGGAGGCAAUUGAGUUUGAAUCAAAAUUCCAAAGUCGAGAGACCAAAUCGAGACUUCAAGGCUCAUAAUGGGUUUCUAUCAACCAAUUGUCGAAUCAGUUAAAUCUAAAUGUUUGUCUGUCGCUUCAAGGAAUCACCGGAGUUUAGAUAAACCGAUUGAUUUGGAAAUUGAUUUUGAUGAUGAGGUGAAGUAUCUGAGGAAAUCAAUGAAAAGUCUCGGGAUUUGGCCGUUUCCUUAUCGCAGAAAGUGGAUUAUUCUCUGUAUUGUAUCGUUUUUAUUGUCAACUGUACUGCCUCUCACUACAAAAACGUACUUUACUGACUGGAAAAAUGAACGGUGCCCUCAGCUUUUGACAGUGAUUUUCAUGGAAUUCGUUACCACAAAAGUUCUUAUAUUCAAAAUACAUCGGCGUAAUGUCCAAGGCAUUUUUGAAUUCAUGAAAAGCGACUGGGAACGAGCGAAAUAUUUAACUCCCGAGAGGAAAAAUCUCAUGCUGGAAAGCGUUAAGCAAUCGCAAUUUAUUCUGAAAAUUCUUACUGUGGUGUUUGCCACUGCGUUCACUUUUACAGCAAUUCGUCCUUGGCUGACAUCGUACAUUCACCAAAAACCAAUAACAUUUUACGCUGAUGUGUGGCAUCCCUUCACCUUAUCCCCAAUAUCUGGAGUAAUAAUGAUUCUUGAAAUUACUACAUCCCUCUGGACUGUUGUAGCUUUCGUCUCCCUCGAGGCGUAUUUUAUCAUUCUUGCUAAACAUUGCUGUGCACAAUUAAAAAUUCUUGGAAGCACAAUUGAACAAUACAAGGGACGAACUCUCCACAAUAUUCCCGCUGAGCGAUACAAUUGCGCUUGCACUGGAUGCGUUGUAACGAGACAUGUCGAGAUAAUGCAAUUCUUUAAAUCAAUAAAAAAAUCAUUCAAUCUUUUUUUGUCGGCUAAUUUACUGGCUAUACAGACCUACGGAAUCGUGACAGUAAUCAUAUCCUUCCAGCAAACUGGAUCUACUAGUACAUUUUUCCUCACUAUCUGUGGGAUCUUCGCUAUUCUGGGAUUUUCGACAGAAUUUCUUUUUUGUGAUAUUGGUGACAAGUUGAGACAAGAGAGUCUCAAUCUGGGUGAUGCUGUCUUCAACUCUCAAUGGUACGACUUCAAAAGAACUGAUGCUAAAUCUUACUUGAUGACAAUGAUGAUUUCCAAGAAUAUGCCGAUGCAAUUAACCGCCGGGGCAUUUUUUACGGUGUCCCUCAAAUUAUUCAAAGAGUGUGUCUUCUUGGUGCUCUCGGUUUUCUCCUUGUUCCGAUCAAUCAACGAAAAAAAAAAUCGCGAACUCAUGGGCCUGUGA